GUUGACACCGGAUGUGUUUCCUCCCAGGCUGACCCCACCUUCCGGCCUGGGCCGCCGCUGCAGCGGAAAGCUCGGCUCUGGUUUCUGAGUCGAUUGUGACCAUGGCUGCUGAGUCUGAUGUUCUGCACUUCCAGUUUGAACAGCAAGGAGAUGUAGUCUUGCAGAAAAUGAAUCUCUUGAGACAGCAGAAUUUAUUUUGUGAUGUGUCAAUUUAUAUUAAUGACACUGAGUUCCAGGGGCACAAGGUGAUUUUAGCUGCUUGCUCCACUUUUAUGAGAGAUCAAUUUUUACUCACGCAGUCAAAACAUGUCAGAAUCACCAUCUUGCAGAGUGCAGAAGUUGGCAGAAAAUUGUUGCUCUCUUGCUACACUGGGGCACUUGAAGUUAAAAGGAAAGAGCUUUUGAAAUACUUGACUGCUGCUAGUUACCUUCAGAUGGUUCACAUUGUGGAAAAGUGCACAGAAGCUUUGUCAAAAUAUCUGGAAAUUGAUCUUUCUAUGAAAAAUAACAAUCAACAUGCUGACCUGUGUCAAUCCUCUGAUCCAGAUGUUAAGAAUGAAGAAGAAAGUUCCGAUAAAGACUGUGAGAUCAUUGAAAUUUCAGAGGAUAGUCCUGUAAACAUAGAUUUCCAUGUUAAAGAAGAAAGCAAUGCUUUACAGUCUGCAGUAGAGAGCUUGACAUCAGAAAGAAAGGAAAUGAAGUCACCGGAGCUGUCUUCAGUAGACAUAGGUUUUAAAGACAAUGAAAUUCGUAUCCUCCAUGUGGAAUCUAUCAGUACUGGGGAUGUAGAAAAUGAGAAGUUUUCACAGCCUUGUACCUCUUCAAAAGCAAGCAUGUAUUUCUCGGAAACACAGCAUUCACUGAUCAAUUCUACAGUUGAGAGCAGAGUGGCAGAAGUUCCUGGGAAUCAAGAUCAGGGCUUAUUUUGUGAGAAUACUGAAGGAAGUCAUGGUACAGUGAAUGAGAUUCAGAAUCUAGAGGAUGCUUUUUCCCUGAGGCACCAGUGCCCCCGGUGCCCUCGGGGGUUUCUUCACGUUGAAAACUAUCUGCGCCACCUUAAGAUGCAUAAACUGUUCUUGUGCUUACAGUGUGGGAAAACAUUUACACAAAAGAAAAAUCUCAACCGGCACAUUCGAGGGCACAUGGGCAUACGGCCCUUUCAGUGUACUGUAUGCCUGAAGACAUUUACUGCUAAAAGCACACUUCAAGACCACUUGAACAUACACAGUGGGGAUCGGCCAUACAAAUGCCACUGUUGUGACAUGGAUUUCAAGCACAAAUCUGCUCUCAAAAAGCACUUAACCUCUGUCCAUGGCAGAAGCAGUGGUGAAAAACUACCCAGGCAUGAUAUGGAAAGGCAAAAUCAACUAUAAUUAGAAUCACACCUUGCUAUGUAAGCCUUACAUCAUUCUGUUAGGCAAGUCUUUCUAUAGAAAUGCAGCAUUUGUAAUAUUGCGUUUCCAACCCUAUCAUUGGGUCUUAUUUUUGGUCUACCUACACAAGUUAUUCUUUCUGAACUUGUACUACCAGUUCCAAAGUGUGGGAGACAUGUUAAAGCUGAGAGGAUGCUGUCUCAUCUCAUACAUUAUAUAUAAGUCCCAGUGGUUUACCUAGAGAAAUAGUGUUCCUCUUAAAUAUUCUUGCUUCUAGUGACAGAGGAUCCAGCAUUAUUUCCAGAUUCUGAUUUUGAGUCUCUAGAUAAUUGAUAUAAGUGUAAAAUCCAACCAUACCAUAACGUCAAUAAAUUAGGAUAAUGGAAAGAGAAAAUAAAUUUUAAAACAUACUAUUACCCAUUAUUAGUGAUUUUAAAAACGGGACUAGUGAAUUUUUUUUUUAAUCAACUCUAUUGGAUUCUAAACUAAACACCAAGGUAUCUAUUGUUUUAAACCAUAAAGGAACACAAUUCAAAUUCAUUUGGAAGUAGCAGACUUUCCUUAUACAUAAGCUAAUAUUCCUUGCAAUAAUAUUUCAUGAGUUGUUAGUAUGCAUAUUUUAGAAACGAUUAAUUGGGCCCAGGUUUCUUGAUUUUAUUUAAUACGGUUACAUUUAAUAAUUUUGUGGCCAGUAAAAUUAUACCAUUGGCAUGAAGCUCUAAGAUAUUUUUUCUGUUUCCUUUUUGAAAUUUAUUUUAUUUUAUUUGUUGGUUAACGUACAGUAAAAUUGACCUUUGUUUUUGGUGUACAGUUCUAUGAAUUUUUACAUAUGUACAGAUUUAUGCGACCACCACUGCAAUUAGGAUACAGAACAUUCCAUCACCCUCCAAAACUCCUUUAUGCUUCUCCUUUGUAGUCAGCUCCUCAUCCUAGCACUAAACCCAGGCAACCGUUCUCCAUCACUAUAAUUUUGCCUUUUCUGAAAUAUCAUAAAUGGAACCUUAUAGUAUGUUCCUCUUUAUAAAAAAAAAAAAAUUAUUUAUUUCUUUUGGCUGCACUGGGUCUUAGUUGCAGCACACGGGAUCUUUUAGUUGCGGCAUGGGGACUUCUUGGUUGCAGCAUGCAUGUGGGAUCUAGUUCCCUGACCAGGGAUCGAACCCAGGCCCCUUGCAUUGGGAGCACGGAGUCUUACCCACUGGACUACCAGGGAAAUCCAUAGUAUGUUCCCUUUUUUUUUUU
Kogia breviceps (pygmy sperm whale) is the source of this 2612-nucleotide messenger RNA. RefSeq names its product zinc finger and BTB domain containing 6 (gene ZBTB6). Gene Ontology annotation, molecular function: DNA-binding transcription factor activity, RNA polymerase II-specific; RNA polymerase II cis-regulatory region sequence-specific DNA binding; protein binding. The record is from RefSeq and is a predicted model, not a curated record. Gene Ontology annotation, biological process: regulation of transcription by RNA polymerase II. NCBI's taxonomy places the organism in Eukaryota, Metazoa, Chordata, Mammalia, Artiodactyla, Physeteridae.